Messenger RNA from Rotaria sp. Silwood2, 357 nucleotides. Lineage: Eukaryota; Metazoa; Rotifera; Eurotatoria; Philodinida; Philodinidae. The record is from the annotation of a GenBank genome assembly.
AUGAGUUCUCGAUAUCCGGGAUUCCGUAGUAGAAAUGAUGAUAAUGAAAAUAAUGAAAAUUUUGUUACCAGUGGUACUCAUUUUGAUCCAGCUGAACCAACUAAUAGUACAUCAAUUUUAGCUACAUUAGGCAGAAAAGCAUCAAAACUUGUUGAUCUUUCUUCAUCAAAUUAUGGUUACGAUGGAAAACGUUUUCAUGGUGCAUUUACUGGUGGUUUUAAUGCUGGCUUUUAUAAUACAGUUGGAUCAAUUGAAGGUUGGCGACCAAGUGAAUUUAAAUCAUCUCGAACAACACGAGCUGAAAAACGUAUUUAUGAACCAGAAGAUUUUAUGGAUAAAGGAGAAAGAAUUAUAUGA